Molecule: messenger RNA, 1644 nt
Organism: Symbiodinium sp. CCMP2456
Lineage: Eukaryota; Dinophyceae; Suessiales; Symbiodiniaceae
Source: the annotation of a GenBank genome assembly
AUGCUCCGCUCCGCGUUGAAACACAUGCAGCCUUCGGAAGCCCUGGCCAACGUCUGCGGAUACGACUGGGAGUUUUGCCUCAUCAGCAGCUUGUGUCUGGGAAGUCUCUUCAUGAUGCCGUCGUUGCACUUGGCCUUACGAGAUAUGGACAUGAACGAGCUCGUGAAUGCCCUGGCAUCCUACAUUGGGCUGUACUUCAAGGAAGCCAUGCACCCGUUGAUGUACAUUGAGCCCUUCGUGACUCGAUUCCGAUCUCGUAGGGCCUCGGUAGCUUUGAUGAUUCUGGCGAAUGGGAUCAUGAUAGGCUUUCAGACCGAUCCCAACUACCAGGGCUGGGAGGGAUGGAUCUACCUUGAGACCGCCUUCGCUGUCCUCCUCGUCCUAGAGAUUUUGUUUCGAAUACAUUUUCUGCGGUGUCACACAUAUUGGUGUGGCCCGGAGAGAUAUUGGAAUUGGUUUGACCUCUUCCUGGCAGUGACUUCAGGAACCGACUUGAUGCUGCAGAUUGUUGCGCAGCAAGCCAGUGACAUCGCUGGGACCAGUCUCCUGAGAUUCACGAGGCUGAUUCGGCUGGCGAGAAUUGUCAAAGUCUUCCGCUUAAAGAUCAUGAAAGAUUUGCGCCUCAUGGUCAAAGGAUGGAUUGCAGGGCUACGAACUCUCGUCCUCGCAUUCACUUUAUUGUUCGCCGUCCUCUACGUCAUCUCUGGCUUCGCCACCAUGGCCCUUAACGGGCAGCUCGAAGUCGAUGGAGAUCUUUGGCCUCACUUCCGAACGAUUCCUGCCUCGAUGUUUACCGCCUUCAGAUGCUUCACGGGCGAGUGUGUCAGCAGCCAAGGACAUCCCAUGACCGACGCUCUCGCGACCAAGUUCGGGUUGACCUUUAUAAUCCCUUAUGUUGCAAGCUAUAUGCUGGUCACCAUGGGCAUCUUCAACGUGAUUUUGGCUGUCUACGUGGAUAUAACCAUGAGGGCUGCAAAAGAGAAUGACGUUAACAGCGCAGAGCAAUAUGCUCGUGAGUCCAUUCGGGUGGCUCGGUGCGCUCGCGAACUUCUCAAGAGGUUCGCUACUGCGUACCGGGAACUCAGCGACGCUGAUCAUGGACCGUCGGCCGUGCAAAUGAUGUCCUCCAUGGAGUAUACCUCCAACCGAGCCGGGGUAUUCACGGACGAUGAUGUUCAUGAUCAAAUCGAGAUUUCGAAGGAGCUUUUUCUCGUUGUCAUUCAAGAUAGAGGUGUGCAGCAGCUCAUGGAUGAGCUUGAUCUACCACCAGACCGGGCCAACAUGUUCGAAGUCAUCGAUGCCGAUGGGAACGGCACCCUCCAUGUUCAAGAGCUGGUCCAGGGCAUGUUGAAAAUCCGCGGCGACCUCACCAAGAGUGACACAGUGGCCGCAUUGCUGGCCACGAAGGCGCUCCAAAGCACAGUGGUACAAAUCAAGCGGGAUCUUGCACAGACUUUCGAGCGCUUUUACACCUUUCCAUCUAGGAGCUUUGAGCACCAUUCCGAUGUGGGAGUGGAUGUGGAAGCUGAGCCAAGAGCUUCCAGCAAAGCUCAUUUUCCCUUGUCGCCUUUACCUGUCCAGCCGGCAAAGCCACCGGACAUCACGGAAGAAGGUGACAAUGAUCCUGAUGUUUUGCGACGUUGA